Messenger RNA from Anoplopoma fimbria (sablefish), 1990 nucleotides. Its product is annotated as RING finger protein 223. NCBI's taxonomy places the organism in Eukaryota, Metazoa, Chordata, Actinopteri, Perciformes, Anoplopomatidae. The record is from RefSeq and is a predicted model, not a curated record. The coding region runs from base 230 to 949 and encodes 239 amino acids. The transcript is spliced from 2 exons. Gene Ontology annotation, biological process: protein ubiquitination. Gene Ontology annotation, molecular function: ubiquitin protein ligase activity.
CAGAGGAGGACCUUAGCUCUGGAGUCAGUUGACUUUGUCGCCAGGGAAAUGCAUUUUAGAGUGCAAAGGGAGUGAGCUGAGCCCUGCCGAGCUGAGAGAGGACCAUCUGAUAUCUUCUUCAGUUGACAGACAAUUCAGAAGUUAAGGACAGACCAAGUAGAGGAAAGAAAGGGCCGACUAGUCCAAAGGAGACUUAAACGAAGACGAGGGUAGGCCUCUAUCUCUGAAGAUGGAACAGUCUCCGCAGAUUUGGCACAUGCAGUUCCCCCCCCAGGACACUAGUGGAGAGCUGAAGAAGAAGGUGUCAGUCAUGAGCCAGCCGGAGUGCUCCAUCUGCUACAACACCUACGACAAUGUCUUCAAAACACCAAAGCUGCUUGAGUGCACCCAUACCUUCUGCCUGGAGUGCCUCUCCCGCCUCAUGGCAGUCUCGCUGGCUGACCAGGACAGUAACGGCAGCAGCAAUCGCCUCUCUUGCCCCUUCUGCCGUCACCCCACCACGCUGCCAGAGGAGGGACCUCCGGCCUUGACAACCAGCCGUGAGGUCCUCUGCAAGCUGCCCAGACACCAGCAGCAGGAGGAGCCUGUGUGGCUUGAGGGGGAGAAGCUGUGCUAUAAAAGCUCAAUACAUGACGCCGACUCUGGCACCCCUGAGAGUCCCAAGGCCCUCUGCAUCUGCAUUGACAUUGGGGCAACGAAAACAGUGGAUGCUCCGAUCCAGACGCAGCCCAGAACUUUUGGUAUGCUGUACCGGCUGGCGGACUGGAAGAGGAUGGUGCUCUUCAUCGUGCUCAUGGUGCUGCUUGUUGUAGUGGUGUUGUGGCCGUUGCAGUGUGUAUUCAGCACUGGGAACAUGCGCUGUAUGCGAGAACAGGUCGAACCCCAAACCACCACAAUACCUACCACUGCUUUCAGCCCGUCCACCAGACCACCUGGUCUGACAGAGUAAAUUUACAGACUGACUGUACAUCAUUUUGGACAUUUUUUGUGCAUACUCUCAUUUUUUCUGAGGGUACAUUGUAAUUGCCACCUCAGAUUUUAAGAUGUCUGACUUUAGUGCCCCCCAGAGUUGGUUAAAAAAAAGACAGUGUGGCAGACCCCACCAGUGGACCGAGAUGAAAGGGCUGAAAGUAACACGGACUGCACCAAUUUUACCUACAAUUUUGUGUUAAUGUAUCAUUAAAAAUUCCCCAUUGUAUCGAAGCCAAACAGUGCUGAAGUGAACUCUGCUUUGCAAAUAUUUGGUUGGGUAAAAAACAACAAAUACUCAAGUUUAUUGUAAGAAAAAAAAGGUAUUUUCCAAAAGAAAAUGAAUGUAAGCCCAAUGUGCCAACCAAAAACUCAAACUUAUAAUGUACAUGUGAUUUGUACAUUUAGAUAUGUCCUUGUUUAACAGCACUAUAAUAAAAAAGUGAGGUAUUGGCUCAGAUCAUGUUUCUGGGAAAUGACAGCCUCAUUAUUAUGAUUGAUAUUAUUUUAUUGUGAUCUGUCAUGUUCAUGAAUUUUCUCUACGUCUUGAAAACUAAAUUUACCGCAGCAUCAGUUAGUGGUUUAAUCUCCCCUCAAAUAUCACACAGCUCCCGACGUGCUUCAACGGAAAUUAAAAAGAAGUGUUAGUUAAGGGGUCAACUUGCCAAGCAGUCGAGCCCUUUACUGGCUGCGGGUUGUCAUUUCCUCCCUAUCUGAACCUUAGACACAUCACUAUAAAACCGAAGCCCUCCUUUGCCUUGACAGGAAGUUGCCUUUAUUUAUUCCUGGAUUAGGUGUGUCCGAUAAAGGAAAAGUUAGGAUGUGGGGUUUUUCCAAGUAGCUCACUUAUGACACAUGGUUGAUAAGAAAAGGUAAUUGAGGUGGGACCAUAACAAAAAUGCUACUUCCUGGAGCACCUUGUUAACUGCCAGGAAACAUUGUCUAGUUAACCAAUAGAAAAAAGGCCUAGUAAUGGCUUCGAAAUGGGUUGGGGAUUUUCUUUUUUCCUCAAUGAAUGAAG